UAGUCAACAUGUCGGACGCUGAGGAUGACUUCAUGUGCGACGAUGAAGAGGACUAUGAUUUGGAAUAUUCGGAGGACAGUAACUCGGAGCCAGACGUCGACUUGGAAAACCAAUAUUACAACUCGAAAGCACUCAAGGAGGAUGAUCCGAUGUCAGCUCUUGUCAGCUUCCAAAAGGUUUUGGACUUGGAACACAAUGACAAGGGAGAGUGGGGAUUCAAGGCACUUAAACAGAUGAUAAAAAUCAACUUCAAGCUGGGCAAGUAUGAAGAGAUGAUGACAAGGUAUAAACAGCUGCUCACUUACAUCAAAAGUGCAGUGACAAGAAAUUACUCGGAAAAAUCAAUCAACUCAAUCCUGGAUUACAUAUCCACCUCGAAGCAGAUGGAGCUACUGCAGGAGUUCUAUGAAACAACCCUUGAGGCCCUGAAAGAUGCAAAGAAUGAUAGACUGUGGUUCAAGACGAACACAAAGCUGGGGAAGCUCUACUUUGACCGAAAUGAGUUCAACAAACUGGCGAAAAUUCUGAAGCAGCUGCACCAGUCAUGCCAAACCGACGAUGGAUGUGAUGACCUGAAGAAGGGGACACAGUUAUUGGAGAUUUAUGCGCUGGAGAUCCAAAUGUACACGGCCCAGAAGAACAACAAGAAACUGAAGAAGCUGUACGAGCAGUCGCUGCACAUCAAGUCUGCAAUCCCGCAUCCGCUGAUCAUGGGUGUGAUUCGUGAAUGUGGUGGCAAGAUGCACUUGCGUGAGGCCGAGUAUGAGCGUGCACACACAGACUUCUUUGAAGCAUUCAAAAACUAUGAUGAAUCGGGCAGCCCGCGGCGGACCACCUGUCUCAAGUACCUUGUGUUGGCCAACAUGCUCAUGAAGAGUGGCAUCAACCCCUUUGACUCCCAGGAGGCAAAGCCCUACAAAAAUGACCCUGAAAUUCUUGCCAUGACCAACCUUGUCAGUGCUUACCAGAAUAAUGACAUCAGUGAGUUCGAGCUAAUAUUGAAGACCAACAGGAAAAACAUCAUGGAUGACCCUUUCAUCAGAGAGCACAUUGAAGAUCUGCUUAGGAACAUUAGAACACAAGUCUUAAUAAAGCUCAUCACACCUUAUACCAGGAUUCACAUACCUUUCAUAUCAAAGGAACUCAACAUAGACUCAAGUGAAGUGGAAAAUCUUCUGGUAUCUUGUAUUUUGGACAGCAUGAUCCAGGGUCGCAUUGACCAGGUGAACCAAGUUCUUGAGUUGGACAGCAAAGGUCAAGGUGCAGCCCGGUACAAUGCACUAGACAAGUGGACAGCACAGCUUGGCACGUUGCACCAGACCAUCGUGAACAAGAUCAUGGCGUAGCACACGCCAGGCCUAGACCACCGCCCCUAAAGCUGUGUGAGCCCAUGAGUGCAUUGACUGCUGUGUCUGCCCACGAAUGCCUUCUCUGCAUGGCGUCCACUUCAAGAGGCAACUUCUAAAUCAUACCACCGUCGGCUGUGUGACAGCAACAUUGUGUGUCUGUCAUGCUGGUUCCUCGAUUCUUACUGGAAGCUCUGUUAACAGAUUUGCACUCGUUUUACGUUGACUUACAAAGGAGCCAUUGGCUGCUGUGGCUCGCACAAAUUGCAGGUGUGCAAGCGUAAUUCGAGUGCUUUUGCAAAAAUAGAAUCCACCAUUUUUGCUCUCUAUGGUUGGUUACAGGCAUGGCUGUGGUGCAUGCCCCCCUCUGUUAGCUGUUAUGGGAAGGUAUGGAGCAAUUUGACUGCAAUAUAACACCCAACAAAGCACUGCUGAUGACUUACCAAAUGUCCAACAGUCACCUCUCAGAGAAGCAAUACUUAGGCCCAAUUCAGUUUGCGCCUUUCGAGCUUUCUGCAUCGCAGUGCUGCAAAGUGCAUGUGGAGAUGCUUUGCGAACAGAGCUGUGCGUCUGCAGCUAUGCAUGGCUUUCAGUUGUGCGUAACAAGCGUGAACAAUGAUAGAAUGUGCCCAGGUGUGAUGAGCGGCUUGAGGACGCAAAUUCCAAAUGCUAGCUCGCGUAAUGACGAAAAUUCUUUUGUCCUUUUUCAAGCUUCUCUUUUUUUUCCAAAUUUCGCCAUCAAGAGCAUACUAGCAUAUUUUCUUAAGGUGAAACAAGUGUAGAGCACUUGUUUUAAGCUAAUUGAGCCACUUUUUAAACUGUGCAGUUUAACUUGAAAGCAUUGGCAUCCAGUGUUCACAUGUUCGUAUUUUGUGGAUAACAUUUUCCUUCCGAUGUGUUGCUGGUCCUGUCUUGUACAUAACAGUUUGCCAACAGGACAGCAGAAACUUUCGAUGGUCCUGACCUGUUGGCAGUGCGCGCCUCUUUCUGUGCUAUUUAAGAGUGAGUGAUAGACUGCUUGGGUUUGUAAAAUAAACGCUGCGCCAGAGAGUUUUGACAAAA
Rhipicephalus microplus (southern cattle tick) is the source of this 2408-nucleotide messenger RNA. RefSeq names its product COP9 signalosome complex subunit 2 alien (gene alien). Gene Ontology annotation, molecular function: protein binding. The record is from RefSeq and is a predicted model, not a curated record. Lineage: Eukaryota; Metazoa; Arthropoda; Arachnida; Ixodida; Ixodidae.